Molecule: messenger RNA, 2544 nt
Organism: Xylaria bambusicola
Lineage: Eukaryota; Fungi; Ascomycota; Sordariomycetes; Xylariales; Xylariaceae
Product: HET-domain-containing protein
Exons: 2
Coding region: 397-2142 (581 amino acids)
Source: RefSeq, a predicted model, not a curated record
GUUCAUGUUCGUCGGUCCAGUGAGUGGGUUGAGGUAGGUAGUCGAAGGAACUAGCUAGCCUUUCAUCAAGGAUCGAAUUGGUGGGCGGCGGCCGGCAGGGAAAGCUUGAAUUGGAAAUCGGUACUUGUUCGCUUACACAUCUACGAUGCUAUACUACAUGCGGUAAAUGGAGGGUGCCACAAUUCAAGACCCCUGACGCCGCGCGAUCAUGUAAAUCGUGAGACGCUGGAUUCCACGACGCGCGGCUAGUGUACUGGAGAUCAAUUGGUGCUCGCGAGGCUGCUCGCUAGAAUUUCGAAUCCGGCACGCUAUGCCGACUUUCAAUGGGACUACUCGGAACGCGCACAGCUUCGCAGGUCCAGCCCGCAUAGCGGCCUUUGAAUCGGGGUUGCAGCUAUGCGGCUCCUGCAUUGUGAGACUCUAACGUUCGAGGACUUUGUUCAAGAUAUUCCUCCCUAUGCCAUCUUGUCGCACACAUGGGGGGACCAGGAGGUGUCGCUUGGCGACAUGGACAACAGGGACGCGGCCUCCCAGCUCGACGGCUAUGAGAAGAUUGCCGCGACAUGUAGAAUUGCGCGGGAGCAGGGCCUUGACUACGCAUGGGUAGACACGUGCUGCAUCGACAAGUCGAGCAGUGCCGAGCUGUCGGAAGCCAUCAAUUCCAUGUUCGCGUGGUAUCGGAAUGCCACCACCUGCUACGCCUGGCUAUCCGACUACGCGCAGGACGCGGCCUUCAACCUCACGGAGGAGGUCGUCCUCGCGUCGUUCGAGUCUCGCGAGGCCGCCACUGAGCAAGAUAGGGCGUUUAGCGACCCACCACCCCUGACAUCGAAGGAAUUGGACAUGCGCAACCACAUCGGGCAGACUCUGGGGAAGUGUAGAUGGUUUUCUAGGGGUUGGACACUGCAAGAGCUCAUCGCGCCGAAACACGUGGAGUUCUACGACCGCGACUGGAAAUGUUUCGGGUCCAAGGCGCAACUGGCGCCCAUCCUGUCCUGGAUAACAGGCGUUGACACAGGCGUGCUGAAAGGCGGCUCGCUAGACCAAGUCCUCGUAGGGCGGCGAAUGUCGUGGGCCGCGAACCGACAGACACGGCGUAUCGAAGAUAUGGCCUAUUGUCUACUGGGUAUCUUUGACAUCAACAUGCCGCUCCUCUACGGCGAGGGCGAGAAGGCAUUCACACGGCUUCAGGAGGAGAUCAUCCGAUCAAGCAACGACCUGUCUAUUUUCGCGUGGACCGCGGCCCUGAAAGACAAGCGCGCAUUCCGGAGUUUAUGGGCCAGUUCGCCGAACGAGUUCAAGUCGUGCCAAUUCCUCGUCAAGCCGGCGCUAGAGUGGAACGGACGGGGCGAGUAUAGCAUUACAAGUCGCGGGUUGCGCACUACGGACAUGAUCCGGACGGUGCGCGGCAACGCCUCGCGAAAGGGGAGUUACUUCCUCCCGUUGGACUGCGUCGACGCGCGGCAGAAGAAGGACAUCCGCUUCGUCUCGCUCGAGCAGUACGGCCCCAGCCUGUUCGCGCGCCGCAAGCCAUGGCUCUACGACACCGUGGUGGACAUCGACGUGUCGCAGGCCUCGCGGCUACCGCAGGCGCAGUACAUCUGCUGUCGCGAGAGUCCUGACUUCGAAGCCAUGGUGCGAACGAGCCGCGUAGGAUCCGUGCAGAUCGACUUCUCGCUCGAGGUCUUCGAUGAGACGAGCGUCACGGCGCAGCCGGAGACGGACUGGGACCUGCGUAACUCGAUCUUACUGAGCUACCGCCGGCGACACUUCUGGGGGUGCUGGCGGAUAAGGACCGUGUCAGACGACCCGGGCGUGUGCGUCGUUUGCGUGCAAUCCGACGGGUGGCUGCUUUAUGGAAUCUUCUCUUGGGAGAAUCUGCCCCCCGCCAUGGACCAAAGUGAUCUGCUUCCGUCACAGGUUGCCGACAUGCUGCAGGAACUGCCGGUGAGGACCUCGGUGCGCUGUCAUCCCUGGUGCCACACCGUGGAGUUAAGCGAGCACGAAAUUGACGACUCUGGUGACGGUAUCACCGGCACAUUGCUACGGAUCAAGAGCCGAAAAGCCACCUCCAUGGACGACGGCCGGACAACGGUGAAAACACGGCUACAGCGACUAUUUAAAAAGAAAACUUGGCCAUGAAAACCCCAAAUCUAACAACUCAACGGAAGGGAUCGGAUCGAUCUCAGACGGCUGUGAACUAAUAUCGUUAAAUCAGUGAAGGCUUCCAAACUGAAACUAUUGUAAUUUCUACGUAUAGCGAGGGUCGGACCGGCAAAUUUGGGACAUACACCCACAUCUCUGAAUCAAACACAUUGAAUGUAUAUAGCUUCGCGUGAGCCUAACACUCAGCAAGUCCAAAAAAGCGGCGACGAAAACGGUGGAGGUCGAGUCAUUGACAAUGAAGUGGACUAUCUGUAUUAUUAAAUGGUGGUCGAGCAUGCCGCCUUGGAUAAAAUAGUUGUAAUAUUAAAUCAUAGUACGAACUACGGUGGAGAAGUUAAACAGUUUAGUUAUGAGACAAUCAGGGAUUUGAUAUUGGAA